Messenger RNA from Tribolium madens (black flour beetle), 1023 nucleotides. RefSeq names its product general transcription factor IIE subunit 2 (gene TfIIEbeta). The transcript has 5 exons. The coding region runs from base 107 to 982 and encodes 291 amino acids. Lineage: Eukaryota; Metazoa; Arthropoda; Insecta; Coleoptera; Tenebrionidae. Gene Ontology annotation, cellular component: transcription factor TFIIE complex. Gene Ontology annotation, biological process: transcription initiation at RNA polymerase II promoter. The record is from RefSeq and is a predicted model, not a curated record.
CAGCUGUAAAUGUCAAAUGCAAGUCGAAUGAAAACAGAUGAUUAUUCUUGAAAAAACGUAGUUCAGAUUAUUUUAUUUAUUAUUUCUACAAUAAAAUCAGUCCAAUAUGGAUCCCGCCUUAUUAAAAGAAAGAGAAUUAUUUAAAAAACGUGCACUUACAACUCCUACUGUAGAAAGAAAAAAGACUGAUUCAAGACCAGAACCAACUCGAGAUGAUAGCAAAAGGUUUAAGUCUUCUAGUAGUAGCACUCCUAAACUUGAUAUCAACACAUACAAAACAGCAACAGGAAGUUCGCAAUAUCGAUUUGGUGUUCUUGCUAAGAUCGUGAAACAUAUGAGAAAGAGGCACCAAGAAGGUGAAACAUAUCCACUCACAUUAGAGGAAAUUUUAGAUGAAACUAAUCAGUUAGAUGUAGGGAAUAAAGUCAAGCAAUGGCUGCAAACUGAAGCGUUAGUAGAUAAUCCAAAAAUUGAGGUUACUUCUGAUGGAAAGUUUUUAUUCAAAGCUCCAUAUAAGUUAAAAGACAGAAAAAGCUUACUGAAACUAUUGAAACAACAAGAUUUAAAAGGGUUAGGUGGCGUAUUGUUAGAUGAUGUACAGGAGUCAUUGCCACACUGUGAAAAGGCUUUAAAGAUUCUUCAAAAUCAAAAUGAAAUAAUUUUUAUAACUAGGCCAAUAGACAAGAAAAAAGUUCUUUUUUACAAUGAUAGGACAGCCACUUUACCUAUUGAUGAAGAAUUUCAAAAGCUUUGGCGUUCUGUUGCCGUGGAUGCCAUGGAUGAUGCAAAAAUAGAUGAAUAUUUAGAGAAACAAGGAAUUAGAUCAAUGCAGGAUCAUGGACCUAAGAAACCAAUAGCUCCAAAGAGGCACAAAACGAGUCAACGCAAAAAGACUUUUAAGAAACCUAGAGAUAACGAACAUUUGGCUGAUGUUCUGGAAACCUAUUCAGAUAACACACUUACUCAAAAGAAUUCUGUAUAAUUUCAAUAGUCAAAUAAAUUCAUAUGUUAAAUAAGUUGUAG